GCCAAUUUUAACGAGGUUCCCAAUCUACUGGUCACUCCUCGUCCUAGACUCAGUACUUCACUGAGAUCUAGGGGACUCUUUUUUUUAUUUGAUUUUUUCCUAUCAAGCAAAAUGAAACAAUGACAACACAAAGGUAGAAACAACAAGAGUAUUCAACCCGGAUCCCGAUCCCAGACCCGUUACACUAUCAAUCAAGCAGAACCUUUUCCUCUGUUGAUUGACCCAGUUUGUAAGCAGCCCUCUACCACCCUUACAAAAAGUACAUUGCUCGCUGAAGAACCAUUGAUUUAUAUAGCCUUCAGAAUCCUUCCCGACCGUUGCCUUUGAAUGUUGAAGCUGAAUGAAUAUGGAAGCUUGAGCUGUCUCUGGCUGUCUUCUUUCUUCUUUUAGAGCAAUCCUGAUUUGGUAACUUUAUUCAACAUAAUCUUCACUUGUUUUUCCUUGCCGAGAUAGGGUAUCUUAGAAAAAAAGUUAACGAGGAAUCCGGAAGGAAAAACGUGUAAUCGGUCUCGCAUCGCACUCGAACCGACUACAAUAUUCUCCAUGCAAAUGCAAUGCAACUGAGAGAGAAAACAUUUCCUCUUUUCGUUAAGUUUCAAAUGCACAAUUAUACUCCAAAUUCAGAACUCUAUGAAUUAAUAAAUGAUCAUUCACUCCAGAAAAGGCCAAAGGGACAGCAAGCUAGCUGACGGUGAAGAUCUCAUCUGAGAAGUUUUUUAUUUGUUAAGAUGCAAACAACCCACCGCAACCACAAAAUAUGGACAAAAGAAAGCAUCCUCCAGAAACACACAAUUGACUACUAUAUUAUUAUUAUUUAAUUUGCAAAUGAAGAAAGAAAGCUGAUCAGGUAUGGAGAAUGACUUGGGUUGGGAGGUAGGAUUAGGAAGGAUGAGUUACCUUACAGUGAAAGCUAAGCAGUCUUGCGCGGAUCAAUGUCCGAACGAAACCCAGCCGCCAGAUCUCCCUUCUCCCACCAACUCAUCUCAAAUAUUCCCUCCUUUCUCCACAUCUUAAAAUUUGGCCUCCUUCAUUGCCGCUUUGGCUGGCUCACCUAAUCAAAUCCUUCCUUCUUCCCAACCCAACAUAUUAAUAAACUUCCUCAUGUGAUGUCGCUGCCUUCCAAAUUCACCUCACUCAAUUUUCCUGCAGACGCAACCCAACCCCACCUACCCACCACCUCACAUUUCCAAUCUAACCGGCGAUAUCUGAGUACGACCCUUUUCUGCCUGCUCACAGAGAUUUCUUAUCGUCGAUUUCUUGUGUGGGGAAGAGAUUGAUUACCAAUAAAGUGGUGACCUUUUUCGACAUUUCAACGCCACCGCCUUAUUUGCCCUUUGGCGUGCCUCAUUUAUUGAACUCAACUUGCUAUGGAAAGGCUGAGAUUCACUCUUGUUUUGUGAUGGUGGUGGACUUGGCUCCAUUGCUUCUCAGAAAAGUGAGUUUCCAUCUGGGCUGUUCUUAGUUCUUUUGAAUUAUAUGUGUUUCAGCUCUGCAUAUGGCGGUUCAUAUAAUCUGUUGCCCUAUAGUUAUUAGUCAUAUUUCUGGGGUUAAGUUACCUUAUCAGGAAAUUAGUUACUUACUUGAUCUAGUCAGGAGAUCUGUUGCUUCUUUUUGCUUCCACUUUUCUCGUGUCCGUGACAGCUUGGAGGAAGCUCUUGUAUUAGAUAUGGGCUUAUGCCUAUUUAGAAGUUCAUAACCUUAUGUUCUUUAUGUUUCUCCUCAGUACUGAAAGCUCAAAACUAUUCACCAACCAAGUCAGGUCUCCUUUCGUCUUCUUGGGAAUUCUCUCUUACUGCGGAUAAUGUUCUUGUUCUUCCCUUGCUUGUCUAGUUGGCAUCAAAAGACACUGGUAGUUAGAGAAUCCAUCUUGGCACAAGAAUAUAUUGUUCCAUCACUUGUCCAAGAACAAUCAUUUCGUCUAUGUUAAUAGUUUUUGCACUUGGAGAAGCAAACUUUUCUCGACCUGUGAUAAAAUUUGUAGGCUUGUUAUGUUUCAUUCUUAGCCAGCCGUAUUGCUUAACUGGUACUCAGGACACUUAUCCAAGGAACUUGUAAACUUGUUCUUUUGAAUAAGUUGGGCUGGUGGAAAGGCUGCUGCAAUUGUUCAACAGAUGGGAUUUCGGAAUUUCUCAUGUAUCCUUUCGUUGGCCUUUCUCCUCCAUGUGAACGCUGUCCCAGAGAUUAUGCCUGCGACAGUUGUAGUCGAUGCGACUGUUACAGUUGCUGAGACUGACGACAACUAUGUUUGUGCUACACUAGAUUGGUGGCCUCACGAUAAGUGUGACUAUAACCAUUGCCCAUGGGGAUACACUUCUGUAGUAAAUUUGGAUGUCUCUCAUCCUCUUCUUGCCAAAGCUAUCCAAGCUUUCAGGCCAUUGAGGAUAAGAGUAGGAGGCUCGUUGCAAGACCAAGUUCUAUAUGAUGUCGGGAAUCUGGGUUCUCCUUGUCAUUCUUUUUUCAAAAUGAAAGGUGGGCUGUUUGGGUUUUCAAAGGGAUGCCUACACAUGGACCGAUGGGAUGCGCUGAACAACUUAUUCAGCAAGACAGGAGCCAUGAUCACAUUCGGCAUAAAUGCUCUUCGUGGAAGGCACAAGAUCAAGAAUAAGGUUUGGGGAGGACCUUGGAAUUUUACUAAUGCUCAUGAUUUCAUCAGUUAUACCAUCACAAAAGGAUACAAGAUAGAAGCAUGGGAAUUUGGUAACGAGUUGAGUGGAACUGGUGUUGGUGCAAGUGUUAGUGUUGAUACGUAUGCAAAGGAUGUGGUCAAACUUAAAGAAAUUGUAGAUGAAUUAUACAAUGACUCAAACAAGAAACCUUCGAUUAUGGCACCUGGAGGUUUCUUCGAGCAGGGCUGGUAUGCUAAGCUUCUUAAGGUUACAGGCCCCGGAACACUUAACACAGUGUCUCAUCAUAUGUAUAACUUGGGAGCAGGUGUUGAUCACCACCUCAUUGAGCAUAUCCUGGAUCCAAAUUAUUUGAGCAAGGUGUCUAAGACAUUCAGCAGCCUGGCACAAACCAUUCAACAGAAUGGUCCCUGGGCUUCAGCAUGGGUUGGAGAAUCUGGUGGUGCAUUUAACAGCGGUGGUUUUCACAUAUCUGAUACAUUUGUAAACAGCUUUUGGUACUUGGAUCAGCUUGGCAUGGCAGCUGCAUACGAUACUAAAGUCUAUUGCAGGCAAACCCUAAUAGGUGGACACUAUAGUCUGCUCAACACUACAACAUUCGUCCCAAAUCCUGAUUACUACAGGCACGGUGCCCUUCUCUGGCAUCGACUGAUGGGGAAAACUGUCCUAGGGGCUACCACUACGGCAUCACCUUAUCUACGCUAUUACGCUCAUUGCUCCAAAGGAAGAGCAGGCAUUACUUUGUUGCUAAUCAACCUGAGCAACAACACAGACUUCAUAGUCAAGGUACGAAGCAGCUCCAACUCGAAGCUGAAUCUGCAACAAAGUAGUCAUGGUGCCAGUUCAUUUGUUAAUGGCCUCAAGAGAUCGAUUUCGUGGGUAGGAAGUGAAGCGACAGAUGGGUCAUUGUUCCGAGAAGAGUACCAUCUGAGUCCCAAAGAUGGGGACCUUCAAAGCAAAACCAUGCUUCUAAAUGGGAUCCAAUUACAACUCACGGAGAAGGGAGACAUCCCAAAGCUCGAACCCGUCCGUUCCCGUUUGAGUUCACCACUAUAUAUAAGCUCAUUAUCCAUUUCAUUCAUAGUGUUGCCUAAUUUUGAUUCUCCCGCUUGUGCCUAAUUCUCUGCACAAUGCGGUAUUUCUUGGUAUUACAAUUAUUAUUUUUAAUUUGGUUUAGGGAAUGAUGUAUGGUUCUAGUAUUGUACAUGAUUCUGUUAGAGAUUGGUGAGUUGCUGAAUUUGUUUUUUAGCCCUUGUCAAUUGUAAAUUAUAGCAUGUUAGUCACAGAUACAAUCAAAGAAGGAAGAUCAUGUUUGAAUGACUUUCAAGGCCUGUUUGAGUGUAUGGAUAUGAAAGGCUUUUGUUUUUUCUUUUUUUUUUUGUGUGGGAAUUUGUGGUGCUUGUUAUUAGGAGAUGCAAUGUUUUUUUU
This is a messenger RNA of Linum tenue, 4052 nucleotides long. NCBI's taxonomy places the organism in Eukaryota, Viridiplantae, Streptophyta, Magnoliopsida, Malpighiales, Linaceae. The record is from the annotation of a GenBank genome assembly.